Messenger RNA from Sphaeroforma arctica JP610, 559 nucleotides. RefSeq lists its product as hypothetical. The record is from RefSeq and is a predicted model, not a curated record. The annotation marks the transcript as partial. The transcript has 4 exons. Lineage: Eukaryota; Ichthyosporea; Ichthyophonida.
GAAAACAGUCAAUAAACUUAAAAACGUUGACGAUCGCAAUGUGUCAAACAAAGCGAAGGUGCUGAUCAGCAAAUGGAAGAAGAUUGCGGGAGUAGAGGAAAAGACCGCUAGGCCAAGUGCCUCAUUCGCACCCCCACGCAGCAGCGACAAAGACAGUGACUAUAAUGACGGGGAAAGUAAUGACCAGAACUCAGGACCACCUCUUAUUCAUCUUAUGUAUGGUAGUGUCAGUGUCAUUGCCAGUGUUAUUGUCAGUGUCAAUAUCAGACCGUUCCACCUACAGCCCAUACCCAUCCAGUGCGAGGAGCCGCAGUCCCAAUGCCCCAAAAAUAGUGGUAAGGGUGCACUAAGUGGUACAGGAUCUCGCAAACGACCUGCCCCAACCACAAAGACUCUGUCAGCGGCCGCUUUCAAUCAGUGCUCGGACGAUGCACAAAAACGUAGACGACAGCAGGAGGCUAUAGAGACACGCAAACGCGGUCUAGACAAAAGUAACUUUGGAGCAGCACGACCACAGGGAGAGACCAUGGCGUAUGGCGCAAACGGUGGGUGUGUCUAG